GAAAUGGGUUUGGGAUGACAUGAGGGUGAGUUGAUGGCAGAGUUUUCAUUUUUGGGUGAACUAACCCUUUAAAGUUUUAUGAAUUAAUUUGAUUAUACAUCCUUUUGAUUAUUCAAAUGUCAUUAAUAAAAUGGAAUCCAGAAAAAUUUAAAGUGAAAAAACAAGGGGUCCAGCUUGUCUUGUUGUUGUAAGACUGCUUCAGUGAUGCUGGGAGUAAAUGUGCCGUUGACCAGCAGCUGUGCUCCUUCACUACUGAAGUUCAGCUAUUAUUGUCCCGUCGGCUCUGGUUAAGCGAGCUGAUAGGAAUCCAGCCUGGAAACAUUCCCACUGCACGUAUUCAGAAAGGGCUAGCGGACAGGAACUGCGUCACGGUCUGGAUGGUUUCUUUAUGUAACGGCCGCUCGCUCCCAACAUGAUCUGCGCUGACCUCCACUCACAGGGAGAGCGCUGGAGAGGACGCGUCGCACUUUCUUCAGUUUCACCGUGUCUGACGGCGUCUCCGCAUGUCUUUGUCCCGCCGCUGUCCAGCUCGGCCUGGAGGUCACCUCGCAGUCUCAUGUUGUUUUGUGAAUUUAGUUCAGCGCUAUUCUUAGCAGCUGCGGACUAGCGAGCAUGGGGAAGCGCGCGGGUUCAGUCGCACAGAAGCCCAGCUGGUCCUCGCCAGAGCUGGAGCCCAGCCAGAUCCGCCUCAUCGUCUACCAGGACUGCGAGCGGCGCGGCAGGAACGUCCUCUUCGACUCAGAUGCCAGAAAGAGAAGCACAGAAGACGCCCCCGUCACGAGGGUGUGUGGAGAGACGCAGGCGAAGAUGUUUGGGAAGUGUUGUCAGCUGAGGCCGACAGGCGGCAGCUCCAGUUCACUGGACAGCAGCUCGUCCUGCGCCUCCGAGCCCAGAGAACAAAGCCGCUUCCAGGCCUCGUCACGGUGUUCUUCAGACGCUAACAUGCUCGGAGAAAUGAUGUUCGGCUCAGUGGCCAUGAGCUACAAAGGCUCAACGCUGAAGAUCCACCAGAUAAGGUCUCCUGCACAGCUGAUGCUCAGUAAAGUGUUUACAGCCAGAACAGGUGGCAGCGCCUACGGCAGCCUGAACACACUGCAGGACAGUUUGGAGUUCAUCAGUCAGGACUCCAACGCGCUCCGGCCCGAGCAGAACACUGUGGCCAACGGCUUCCUGGGCAGCAUAGGUUUCUCUCAGCUCUGCAGCCCGCGCCGGGCGCUCUCAGAGCAAGGUCCUCUCCGGCUCAUCAAGAGCGCCUCUUUCUUUUCAGGUCACAGCAACCCCAUGGACAUGCCCGGCCGAGGACCGUAUGACGAGCGAGACAGCGGCAUUGCUCGCUCAGCGUCUUUAAGCAGCCUCUUGAUCACCCCGUUCCCAUCGCCGGGCUCCUCUCUCACCAGUAGCUGUGCCAGUAGCUACCAGCGGCGCUGGUUACGCAGCCAGACCACCAGCUUGGAGAACGGCGUCUUCCCUCGAUGGUCUGUGGAGGAGAGCUUCAACAUGUCUGAUGAGAACAGUGGGCCGAGUCUGGGCGUCGCCAGGAAGAAGAAGAUCGCUAUCGGCGUCAUCUUUAUGCUCUCGCCCAAUGAGGAAGAAAACGCCAAAUUCCAGGACUUUUUCUUCUCUCACUUUCCGCUCUUCGAGAGCCACAUGAACAAACUCAAAAGUGCCAUUGAGCAGGCUAUGAUACUGAGCCGCAGGUCAGCUGAUGCCAGCCAGAGAGCUUUGGCUUACAGUCGAAUGGUGGACGGCCUAAAUGAGUUUAGGACCACCAUCUGCAACCUGUACACGAUGCCACGUGUGUCCGAGCCCGUCUGGCUCACCAUGAUGUCGGGUCCACCUGAAAAGAACCAGCUUUGUGGGCACUUCAUGAGGGAGCUGGCCCUGCUCAUGGAGCAAGCCUCCAAGAACCAAUUCCUCCCAGCGCUUCUCACUGCAGUUCUCACUAACCAUCUUGCCUGGGUGCCCACAGUCAUGCCCAACGGUCAACCACCCCUUAAGAUCUUCCUGGAGAAGCACUCCUCACCGAGUGUGGACAUGCUGGCAAAAACACAUCCCUACAACCCUCUCUGGGCACAGCUUGGUGACUUGUAUGGGGCAAUCGGCUCACCUGUGCGUCUGUCCCGUACGGUGGUGGUUGGCCGACGUCAAGAGCUGGUUCAGCGUCUUCUCUACGUGCUGACGUACUUCAUCCGCUGCUCAGAGUUACUGGAAACGCACCUGCUGGAGAGCGCCGAGGACGAGGCCAUCGUCAUGCCCGGCUCGCUCAUCACCACCUCGCUGCGCCGCGGAGAGGUGGAGGAGUCCGACUACGUGCUGGUCACGGUACACAAGCCGAGCCAAGACUACCUGUCCCAAGGUGCCGAGGCAGAGGGCGGAUACCCCUCUGAUGACCGCAGCACGUACACGGACGGAGAAGCCCCAGACGAACACAAGCGUCCCGUGGUACCGGAGGGAGACGCACCUGUCUGCAGGGAGGCGGAGAGCCCGCGGCUCGAGACUCGGGUGGAAACCGUGGUAAAGAUCGGAUCCACCUCGCCGUGUGAAAGAAGAACCUCGCUCGAGGUUUCAGGGGAUGUGCGGCCUGAGGUUGAAGUUGGUGGCGUGCCCAUCAGGAUCCUCCAUUCAUCCAGUGUCCCACUAGAGAAGAAGCCCCCUGACAAGAGCUCAACACUCACAACCUUUCAUCACGACGAGAACGAACCCUCUGCCAAAGUCACAUUCCUCAUCGGAGACUCUAUGUCUCCUGAAUCUGACAUGGAGAGUCGGCAACUAAAGGUGGAGGAGGAGAUCAAGAAACACAAGAAGCUCCUCAAGGACAUCCAGCAGAAGCAGAGUAGCGGUGAGGCGAAGCUUAAAGUGGACCAAAUCAAGACCAACGACAGCAAGAAUGGCGUGUUUGUAAAGUGGAGUCCAAGAGUGCAAGGGGACUGCACGGACAUGUUCGACGAGUAUUUCAGUGAUGACAACCCUGUGGAGACGAGGACUAUUGAUGAUGUCUUCCCAACACCUGCACAAAUAGGGACAAAAGGUGCCCCAAAUCUGCAAGGGUACCAAGUUAGGGUGCAUGGACUGACCUCUGCACUGUCGGACAAGGACGGUUGUGGGUGCAAAGCUGGAGAUGUCAGCACGGGCUGUUGUAAAACCUGCUGUUCUGCCGAGCAGGACAAGGGUAUUGAGAUAUCGCUGUGUGUGCCUUCACAAGGCACAGCUGGGGAUAAAACGAAAGCCCUCCCACUGAACGAUUGGGAGAUCCCACGCAACGAGAGCUCCGACAGCGCGCUGGGGGACAGCGAGAGCGAGGACGCCGGACAGGAGCUGCCUAGGCAAGAGUCCGAUGGAACGUUGUACGGCGACGACCAGGCCGACUGGCAAGAUGAGCUCGAGGUGCCGUUACCCGGGGCGAAGCUGGUGGAAAACUACUCUAAACCGAGCAUCGCAAACUUUGGGAGGUCAUUGUUUGGUGGAUACUGUCCUACAUACGUUCCGGACUUUGUUCUGCAUGGAGCCCCCAAUGAUGAGAAACUGAGGCAGAACCUCGUGUCAGACCUGGCCCAUGCUGUGCAGCAUCCUGUGCUGGAUGAGCCCAUCGCCGAGGCUGUCUGCAUUAUCGCAGACACAGAUAAGUGGAGCGUGCAGGUGGCCAGCAGCCAGAGACGACCCUCCGAAAAGCUGGGACAGGAAGUGCUCGUGUCCAACCUCGUGUCCAACCUGCUCCAGUCCACGUACCAGCUCUACCGACUCAACCUGUCGCCAAACUUCUGCAUCAUGCACCUGGAGGACCGGCUGCAGGAACUGUACUUCAAGAGCAAAAUGCUGGCGGAGUACCUGAAAGGACAGACCAGGGUGCAUGUGAAGGAGCUGGGCAUGGUUCUGGGGAUCGAGUCUAACGACCUGCCCCUGCUAGCGGCCAUAGCAAGCACACACUCGCCGUACGUGGCCCAGAUCCUCCUAUAGACCACAUAUAGAGAGAGCGAGAGACUCCAUUCCCGCGUCGGCAGCUGUGCCGGCUUCUCCAGGUUCAGGAUGCCUGGACGGGCACCGUGAAGCUCCUGGGACUCCUGGAACGGAGCAGGGAGGCUGGGUGUUCACUGGGAUCGGUCUCAGGGUGAGCGUACUGCAGGACAGAUGCUCUGCCAUCAGGUAGCGGCGGUGGACGAAACCCGGAGAUUCCCAGAAAGACACUCGUAACUGUCACUUUUUGACACAUGGACAGAGUUUUUUUUAAUUCCAUAUACCACAUUAUGUUUUAUGUCUCGUUUCUUCACACAAUGUCAGAAUGUAGAAGCCAAAGAAGAUAUCCAAGCAUACAUCACGAACAAACACUGAAAGCCGUUCACGGCACCUUCUUCUUCGAAUCAUCAUAGGAAGCAAAGACUUCGUUAUUCGGAACUUAUAAAAUCAGUUUUAUGAUUUUAGAUUCAUGUGUUCUCAAUGGAUUGUGGCGGUGAGUGAUCAUGUAAUAUCCGUUUACAAGAGAACUAUCCCUGUUGUUUCCAGAGCUCUACCUCAGACCUUCACACACACACACACACUUUUCUAACAUGUUAAAUUAAACACUUGAGGUAAAUCCACCCAAUAAAGAUGAAACCAUGGCACGAUUUCCCAAGAAUGAGCUCUGAGGAUUCGAUUUUUUGUUGUUUUUCCAGCAAAGUCACUUUAACUAUGUGGAAAAAUUAAUGAAGAGAUGUAUUUUUAUUUGAAUAGUCGUGCUGUGUGUUGUUUGUUUGUGGAGGAACACACUGGGAGAGAGAUAUUUGAUGGUCACCACUCACUACAUUGGAUUUGUGCUGGACUUUUAUUUGAACACUGAUCCAGGGACAUUCAACAAUCAUUUAUUUUCAGGAUUGAAAUGCUGAAACUCCAUGUAAUGACUAUUCUUAGCUUGCAGCCACAUUGUUUACUGAUGAAAUAACAGAGAAAUGGAUGAAAGAUGCAAUGAUUUAAUAUAAGCGUACAUGUUUAUGAUUGGUUUGCUUACUUUGUCUAUGGGUCGAACCACACAGUCUUAAUCAACGUGACAUGGAAAAAGCAGGCUAUACGAGGCAUUGCAGGUUACUGUAGCUGGUUAAAUCAUGUACGAGAUGCUUCUGUGGGGAAACUUGCAAUUUAUUUCAUUUUGUAAAAAAACAAAACAAAAACAAAUCUGUAUCCACUUGUCUUCUCCAGAAUAUGUAUUUAUAUCUAAUUAUUUCUUUAUACAACAACAACAAACAUUUUAAUUUAUUUACUUGGCAUGCGUUGGUAAAUGUUUGCUGUAUAUACUGCUUAGAUAUUAUUGAUGUAUUUGUACAUAAUGUUUCUCCUUUUGACCUUAUCUUUGUUUCCCAGUUUUUGUGGGAAUAUUGUGCAAUAAAUAUGCCAACAUUACA
Molecule: messenger RNA, 5369 nt
Organism: Ctenopharyngodon idella (grass carp)
Lineage: Eukaryota; Metazoa; Chordata; Actinopteri; Cypriniformes; Xenocyprididae
Gene: fnip1
Product: folliculin interacting protein 1
Cellular component (GO): cytoplasm
Molecular function (GO): protein-folding chaperone binding; ATPase inhibitor activity
Source: RefSeq, a predicted model, not a curated record